Stylonychia lemnae is the source of this 1086-nucleotide messenger RNA. NCBI's taxonomy places the organism in Eukaryota, Ciliophora, Spirotrichea, Sporadotrichida, Oxytrichidae. The record is from the annotation of a GenBank genome assembly.
AUGAGGGUACAUUUUCCUACAAACAAUAGCAGAAGACCCAUUUCUAUCUCAAAUAUAAACCAUGCAACAGCUUUCUAAAAUCCUUCGACGGAUUUUUAACUUUAAUUAAGAUCUAACCUUCCUGCAAGUAAUCAAGAAUAAGAGCCACAAUCCGCUCUUUCAAAAAUGUUUGGAAAGAUUAUUGUAGCUAAGUUAGUAGAUAUCAGCGAGUAUAUAGUCAAGUUUCAUGGACUGAGAUUCAUUCGAGUUCUAGUUUAUCAUUUUUUAUUCUUUUACAUUGGUAUGCUUGUGGUACCACUAAUUGUACUUUUUGACAGCGUCUAAUUAGCCAAUAACUUCUAAUUCUUUGUGCAAUCAGGCAAUAAAAGAGUUUUUAUAUUUUAAAGCGUCCAGUUUAUCUUUCAUUUGAUACAUACAUUGCUAAUUGCCAACUAUUAUUUCAAGUUUGCACCGUUUAAAACUGAAUUAAAAAAUAUUUUCCCAGAAUAGUAUCUAUUUAUGACUGUUUAAAUAUUGAUAAGAUGCUUUUUAAUUAGCGUUAGACAUGGUUAUAGCUCAGAAAUGAGAUAUAAGUUAAUGACAUAAAGUCCUUAAAGUAAAUAGUAUAUCAGCAAAGAUUUGUUAUUAAUAAAUUGGUUCUUCCUUACUCCAGAUUGCAUUGAAGAUGAGAUCCAAUCAGUGUUUUGGAGAAAACAGAUAGAAGAGAGAGAAUUUAAGUUUGAAUUUUUUGAAAAAAUAUCUGAUUAAGAUAUGAAAGAUAGGCUCUCUGAUGAUAACUAUUUUUAGAAGAAUAAGUCUAAGUUCACCUAAAAGGAAUACUCAAGGAGACUAUCAACUAACAUAAGUCUCCUAAAGUAGAAAUAAAGAGAAUUGGGGAGUCUUGAUCCUAGUAAAAAUAUUGGUGAAUUAUUCUCCAUUCAUAUGUUACCUGGAGAUAAUGAACCUAAUGAAUAAUUUAAUGGGAGAAAUCUAAUCAAAGAAAUCAUGAUUUUUUCAAGGGCUAAUUAGUUACGUGUUUAACCUAUUGCCAUGCUUUGGUCUAUGUUAAAGCUCAAACUAUUCUUUUAUUAUGUCGGGAUUUGUUGA